CAGCCAUCAGGCUCCUCAUGUUUCACUGCACACCUCAGGAAAACAGUUGCAAGUUUUAUGAGGAAGUACCAACCACAAGCCUAUCACAAUGCUUCAUGAUAUCCGCCUCCCAAUAUUGUGGCAAGAUAGCCGUGGAACUACAUCAACACCCAGACCUUGGUUACCAGCGAUAACACAGCGGCUGUCAGCCUCCACUGUUGACAAGAAUCUGGUUUAACACCUCUCCUUUAUAAAUUGCCUUGGCUGUCAGACUUUUCCCUGCUUAAAGAAAAUCUCCUGAGACUGAAAAUUUCAAGAGGUUGAGGUGAAGAGCUCAAUACAAUCAGAUAAUGAGGACACCUUGGCUAUUUCUCAGCAUUGUUUUUGCGACUGCUCAGAGCCAGGUAACUUUUGUCGGGUUUGGGCCCGAGUCACCAGGUAUUGCGUAUCCAUGCCAACAGUGAGGAGCAGUUGGCUCUGGUGAAAUCCCUGGAGAGAAUGGAGCAUCUGAAGCUUGAUUUCUGGAAAGAACCUGUAAGGACCGCCCUCCCUAUUGACGUACGAGUUCCUCGCAAGCAUGUCCACACUGUCAAAUCCUUUCUGGAGUCCAAUGGCAUCACGUAUUCUGUCAUGAUCAAGAACCUACAGUCUUUGGUGGAUGAAGAGCAUGUAAGCAUGUUGAUUUCUGAGCUGAGAAAUGGCACCUACAGUUUUAAUUAUAGAGCCUACCACAGACUGAAGGAGAUUUAUACAUGGGUGAAGAAUCUGGCAGCUGAGAACCCACGCCUAGUCAGAAGGCAACGAAUCGGUAGAAGUUCCCAAGGGCGACCACUUCACAUCCUGAAGUUUAGCACAGGACGCAAGCGUCCUGCCAUAUGGAUCGACAGUGCUAUCCACGGCCGUGAAUGGAUAUCGCCGGCCGUCGCCAUAUGGAUUGCAAAGAAGAUCACUACUGACUACGGGAAUGAUCCAUCCAUCACGUCAUUGCUGAACAAAAUGGACAUCUUCAUGUUGAUCAUGGCGAACCCAGAUGGUUAUGUUUACAGUCGCACCAAGAACCGCAUGUGGCGUAAAACUAUGUCCAAGAAGCCUGGAUCUCAUUGCAUUGGAGUUGAUGCAAACAGGAAUUUUGAUGCCAACUUUGGAGGCAAUGGCAGUAGCAAAGCUCCUUGCGCGGAAAGUUAUUGUGGGCCUCACGUGCAUUCAGAACCAGAGGUGAAAGCUAUUGUGAAUUUCAUCCAGAAGCAUGGCAAUUUCAUGGUUUUCAUCACGCUCCAUAGCUACUUACAGCGCUUGUUGUAUCCUUAUGGAUAUACCCACGUGCCGCCAGAAAAUGCCGAAGAAUUGGCCACUCUAGCCAGUGAGGCGAUUGAAGUUCUGGCCUCCCUGUAUGGCACUCGGUAUACAUACGGAAGCAUCAUACAAACUAUCAAUGAGAGCAGUGGGAACAGCAUCGACUGGAGCUAUAACCAAGGUAUUAAGUACCCGUAUGCCUUUGAGUUGCGUGAUGAAGGUCAAUACGGCUUCGUGCUUCCGCCAAGUCAGAUCAUUCCCACGGCUGAGGAAACUUGGUUGGCCAUAAAGAAAAUAAUGGAGCACGCUUCCAAUCGCUUACCUUGAUAUGGCGGCUACUGCACUGCUGAUUUAAAAGGAAAGUGUUCAGUGCUGAUCAGCUAUGUAACUGCGGUGGUAUUGUACGUGCUUUCUUCCGUCUGGCUGCAUAUAUACAGAAUGUCAUACUGCAAUAUUGCUUAACACAACAUGUAAUAGAAAAGAAACUUAAAGCUCAUUUCUUGCAUUUCUGCCUUUGAGGAUGUACUUAAUUGCAGCUUUUAAGGGGAAAGAGUUUAGGAUUUGCCCCAAUCAAGGUAAACGGUUUAAUGGGGUGACUGGGUCAAAAGGUUGACCUCAGUCUCAAUGUAUAAUAGUUCGCUCAGUGUUCAGAUUGAGAGGUUAUCCUAAUCUGAGAGUCUGGGGUUCUCCAAUUCCAGGCCGACAGAUCACUUCAAUCUCAGAGUGUGAGUGUUGUGUUCAAUUUUUCAUUGUUCAAUUAUGUUUGUAUGAUAUCUGUUCUCUGUGUGUGAUUAGUUAAGCCUGGGUAAGAGAAGUUAAACUGUAGGCAAGCAGCUGGAGGCAUGAGAGCAGACAUUUUAAAGUAUUGAAUCAACUACUGUUUAGGCAUAUAACCUGGAGUGUAUCAUCUCUACAUCCUCUGAGGUAUAAGACACAAUAGGGUUACUCUAAUGUCCAAGUAUAUUCUUCAAUCAUACCUCAUUUUGAAAGUGUAUUUCAACCUCACACUUAAAUUGGUAACAAUAUCAGUUUAAAGAUCUACCUCCAUUGCAAGAUAAAAAGAUUUAAUCCAAUCUCAAGAUUUAAGAGUUUACAGUAGCAUAGAAAUAUUUGAUCUCAGAGUUUAAGGGUUUACUCAAGCACAGGGUUUAAGCAUUUGCAGAAGGCCAGUUGAAUGCUUUAUUCCAAAUCAUCACAUAAGGAUCUACCUCAAUCUUAGAUGAUGAUUUUGCCCCCAAACCUGUUGCCUGGAAGCUUACUUCAAUGUUUGUUUAAGGGUUUAACCUAAUAUUAGGUUAAUAAUUUCAGUUAAAAAGAUAGAUCCUAAUCUCUAAUUUAAUGCAGUUUAGCCCAUAUUAGUUUGAAGUUUUAUCACAAACUCAGCAUUUAACUGUUUGCCCCAAUCUUAACACAAUCUCAUUCUUUAAUUCUUGAAUAAGCUCAUCAUUUUCCAAAUUAACCCACCUCAUCUUAAGGGUUUAAUUCUAAUCUCAUGGGUUCAAGGCUUCACUUCAAACUCACUUUAGGAAUGUGCUACAAUCUAAUUUACUGUGCUUGAUAUUUAAUAUACCAUGCUUGUCAAAUAUGUAUACAUAUUAUGUUUAUUAAAAAACUAUUGCCAGUU
This is a messenger RNA of Carcharodon carcharias (great white shark), 2896 nucleotides long. Its product is annotated as carboxypeptidase A1-like. The transcript has 13 exons. Bases 478 to 1599 code for a protein of 373 amino acids. NCBI's taxonomy places the organism in Eukaryota, Metazoa, Chordata, Chondrichthyes, Lamniformes, Lamnidae. The record is from RefSeq and is a predicted model, not a curated record. Gene Ontology annotation, molecular function: metallocarboxypeptidase activity; zinc ion binding. Gene Ontology annotation, biological process: proteolysis.